Molecule: messenger RNA, 252 nt
Organism: Thermothelomyces thermophilus ATCC 42464
Lineage: Eukaryota; Fungi; Ascomycota; Sordariomycetes; Sordariales; Chaetomiaceae
Product: glycoside hydrolase family 3 protein
Exons: 2
Coding region: 1-252 (83 amino acids)
Biological process (GO): carbohydrate metabolic process
Molecular function (GO): hydrolase activity, hydrolyzing O-glycosyl compounds
Source: RefSeq, a predicted model, not a curated record
AUGUACAUCCUCAACGAGCAAGAGACGUACCGAGGGAGUGUCGACGUGCAUGCAGAUCGACGACCGGAGUGUGCGUGCGAGAAUGAGUGGACGUCCAACUACCUGCUCAAGAACGAACUGGGCUCUCCGGGGUUCAUCAUGUCGGACUGGGGACCUGGGCAUCCCUUCGCGGUUCCGACGAGCAACUGGAACGCCACCAUGCAGCAACUGGGAGAUCACGGAUCGGGCAAAGACUGUCUUUGUGGGCUCUAA